AUGGCCGAAUCUUGGCUGAACAUUCCCUCUGAGAGCGACUUUUCACUGAUUAACAUCCCCUUUGGCAUCGUCACAUAUUCUGGUGCACCAACACCCCGUGUCGCCGUCGCUGUGGGUGACCAAGCUCUCGACCUCGUCGUGUUCUCCGAAUACGAUGGCUUUUCUGGGCUGCCAGACAUCCAGCCAUACUUGCAUGUGUUUGACGAGUCCACGCUCAACUCCUUUGCGGCGCUCGGCCGGCCAUUGCAUAAAAUUGUCCGCAGCUACCUCCAUGAUGUGUUGGUGAAAGACGGUCCUUUCCGUGAGCGCUUGCAAGACAACGCACAUCUACGGAGCGCCUGUCUCGUCCCGCUGGCGUCCAUUGGCGACUAUACGGACUUUUAUGUCGGCAAACAUCAUGCGUUCAACGUUGGUGUGCUCUUCCGCGGUCCAGCCAAUGCACUGCAGCCCAACUACACUCAUCUUCCCGUUGGCUACCACGGCCGCGCCUCGUCGGUUGUCGUCUCGAGAACGCCUGUUCGCCGGCCAUGGGGACAGAUCCUGGAUGCCGACAAGAAAACACCCAUCUACCGCCCAAGUAAGCGCCUCGACAUUGAGCUGGAACUUGGUGCAUUUGUGUGCAAGCCCAACCGUUUGGGUGUGCCCGUCCCACUCGUCAAGGCCGAGGACCACCUUUUUGGUUAUGUUCUACUCAACGACUGGUCAGCCCGCGAUAUUCAGGCUUGGGAGUACGUCCCGCUCGGCCCAUUCAAUGCAAAGAACUUUGCCUCGACCAUUAGUGCCUGGGUUGUACUCGCCGACGCGCUUGAGCCGUUCCGCACAGACGGUAUCGAGAACACAAGUGAGCUGCAGGCAUACUUGAAGCCCGCCGACGGUAGUGCUAAACCCGUGUUCGACAUCAACCUAGAGGUUGCUCUACAACCUGCAGGAUCCAAUUCGCCAUCUGUCAUUAGCCGUUCCAAUGGCCGCCACCUCCUCUGGUCCUUUUCUCAAAUGUUAGCCCACCACACCGUUGGUGGCUGUCCGCUGAAUGUGGGAGACCUUUUGGGAUCCGGUACCAUCAGCGGACCCGACGACGGGAUGCAAGGCAGCCUGUUGGAGUUGACGGCUGGUGGUUCCAAAAUUAUGGAUGUUGGCGGGGUGGAAAGAAAGUUUCUGGAGGACGGCGACGAGGUCGUCUUGCGUGGCUGGUGUGAAAAUUCAAACGGCCAACGUCUUGGAUUCGGCGAGUGUCGGGGGUGUAUCCUCCCAGCAUGGCCGGAUGGAGUUGCAGAGGAAUGA
Sporothrix brasiliensis 5110 is the source of this 1281-nucleotide messenger RNA. Its product is annotated as fumarylacetoacetase. The transcript has 2 exons. Bases 1 to 1281 code for a protein of 426 amino acids. Lineage: Eukaryota; Fungi; Ascomycota; Sordariomycetes; Ophiostomatales; Ophiostomataceae. The record is from RefSeq and is a predicted model, not a curated record. Gene Ontology annotation, molecular function: fumarylacetoacetase activity. Gene Ontology annotation, biological process: L-phenylalanine catabolic process; L-tyrosine catabolic process; homogentisate catabolic process.